Molecule: messenger RNA, 1917 nt
Organism: Scleropages formosus (Asian bonytongue)
Lineage: Eukaryota; Metazoa; Chordata; Actinopteri; Osteoglossiformes; Osteoglossidae
Gene: hpxa
Product: hemopexin a
Exons: 10
Coding region: 109-1554 (481 amino acids)
Biological process (GO): heme transport; intracellular iron ion homeostasis
Molecular function (GO): heme transmembrane transporter activity
Source: RefSeq, a predicted model, not a curated record
AAUGGCGACGUGACAAACUGCACUCGCUCCUCCAGUAUAAAGGGCUCCCUAGGCUCUCUUCAGGCUACCUUACCUGGCUUUGAGGAAGGACCUGGAGGACCACUCAGCAUGAGGCUGCUCCCUGGGACCCUGUGCCUAUGCCUGGCUCUGGCUCUGAGCCAAGCCGCUCCAUCGCAUCAUGAUAUACAAAAAGACAAACCCGCAGGCCAUGAACAGGGGGCACAUAAACCUGCAGGCCAAGAACAUGGGGCACAUAAACCUGCAGGCCAUGAACAUGACAAACAUAAACCUGGAGGCAGUGGACAUGGGGCACAUAAACCUCAAGGCCAUGACCAUGAGCACCACGGAGCUGUGCAUGAACGUUGCGAGGGGAUUGAAUUUGAUGCCGUUGCUGUCAAUGAGGAAGGAAUCCCCUACUUCUUCAAGGGUGACCAUCUGUGGAAGGGCUUUCAUGGAAACAGUGAACUCUCCAAUAAAACAUUCAAGGAACUAGAUGACCAUCACCAUUUGGGGCAUGUGGAUGCUGCUUUCAGAAUGCACUCUAAGGACAACCAACACGACCACGAUCAUAUCUUCUUCUUCUUGAAUGACCAUGUCUUCAGCUUCUACAACCACAGCUUGGAGAAGGGAUAUCCAAAGAAAAUUGAAGAUGUGUUCCCAGGAAUCCCACAUAAUUUGGAUGCUGCUGUGGAGUGCCCCAAGGGGGAAUGUGUGCAAGACUCCGUCAUCUUUAUUAGGGGAGAUGAAGCGUAUCAUUAUGACAUCAAGGACAAGAAGGUAGAUGAGAGUAAGUGGGCUCACCUGCCAAACUGCACGUCUGCCUUCCGCUGGUUGGAGCACUACUACUGUUUCCAUGGGAACACAUUCACCAAGUUCCACCCUGUCACUGGAACUGUGACUGGAAAGUACCCCAAGGAUGCCCGUGACUACUUCAUGAGAUGUCACAAAUUUGGUAAAGACAGCAAUCACACAGAAAGAGAGACAUGCAGCCGUGUACACCUGGAUGCUGUCACAUCUGAUGAUGCUGGCAAUGUCUAUGCUUUCAGAGGACAUCAUUACCUUGAGCAGAAGGCUGGUAGUGAUACUUGGGAGGCCCAUCCCAUUGAAAAGACAUGGAAAAAGCUGCACAGCGAAGUGGAUGCCGUCUUCUCCUACAACAACCAUCUUUACAUGAUUAAGGACGACAACAUCUAUGUGUAUAGUGUGGGAGACACACAUAAACUGCUUGAUGGCUACCCCAAGCCUGUCAGCAAGGAGCUUGGGAUUAAAGGUCACGUGGAUGCUGCCUUUGUGUGUGCAGAUCAUCACAUUGCACACAUCAUUCAAGGACAGAAGAUGUAUGAUGUGGACCUUGCUGCCAACCCUCGAGCUGUGAAAAAUGAGGUUCCCCUGCACUUCAAGAAGGUUGAUGCUGGCACAUGUGGCCCUGAAGGUGUAAAGAUCAUGGUUGGGUCUCACUACUACCAGUAUGAAAGCCUCAAGGUGAUGGCUGCUAGCAAGAUCCUUCCGGAGGCACAUAAAAUUUCCCUUGAGCUGUUUGGUUGUGACCACUAGGGCGGCAAGCUUGUUAAGGCAGAGACAGAAGAGUCGGUGCUCUGAGCACUUAGAACUGACAUUCACAGUGUUCACAAUAUCACAAGGUGGCAGUUUCAGUUUAUUCUCCCUUGACCUCAAUGCUUCUACCUCUUACCUGCAACACUCUUUCACUUUCACUAGCAACUUGCUCACCUGCCCCACUGAGACACUAAUUGUGUCAUGAUUCCUUCCUCUUUGUCUCUGUGGUCUGCUCCGCUUCAACUCUGUCUGGUCCUUGAUGUCUGAGAGAAUUCAGGAGAAUUACUGACCUGAUCCUGGGAUCAGUGCAGUCAUGGUGUCUUCUCCGUUGUUAACAAAUAAAUCUGAAACACAUUCACUGAA